AUGCUUCUUAAUAUACAAUUUUAUCUUUAUUUUCCAGAUGGUACAUUAUUACAUUCAAUUUAGACUCUGAGAUAUUGUUCAAAUUCAAGAAAUAUGAAAUUCGAAAAUUCUUUGAUGGUCAAAUCCAAUUUACAUAAAAUGAAUAGCAAUCAAUCUAAUAAUUCAAGCAAAAAUAUUAAGUUUAAAAGGAAGAUUCAUUUAUUUUAAGAAUGUUAUAUGCUACAAAAUUUAAGUUUGAUAAAUGUUUAGAUGCUAUUAAAAAUUAUGAUGAGUGGUAAUAAAGUAGAAACCUUAAAGUAAAUCCAAUGUCAUAAGAAUUAUUGGUAUAUUUAUUCGAUUCAUUCCAUAGAAACAAGGAGUGAUAUAUAUGCAUGGCAGAGAUAAUAGAUUCCGUCCUAUUAUUGUUGUAAAUGUCAGAAAAGUUUCAUAGGUUAAAGAAAUAGAUAUCCUACUUUAAUCAAUAUCUAUAUUUCUUGAUUAUCUAUUGAAAAAUUGCAUGCUUCCUGGUUAAAUUGAAAAUUGGUAUAUUACACAUUUUUAAAUUAGGAUUGUUAUUAUGGAUUUAGGAGGACUGGGCAUUAUGGGGUUGCCAAAAUAGGAUCUUUAUAGAAUUAUGAAUUAUCUUUCUAGUAAUUACAGAUCAAGAAUGCACAAAUGCUAUGCUAUAAAUUGUACCAAAUCACUCAGUAUUACUUGGGCUAUGAUUAAGACAUUUUUAGAAGAUAUUACAGUAUUUAAUAGUAUUCUAUCAAAGGUUAAUAAAAUUUGUUUCGAAAAUGCCCCUAUCUCUCUUCUUUAAUAUGCAAAUCCACAAUAAUUGGAAACAAAAUAUGGAGGUUCAGCAAAAGAUAAAUUAGAUAAUUUUUGGUAAUCGAAUUUAUCAUUAUUAGGCCUCCUUAAGAGAUAAGUAUCAAUUAUCAAAUAGCUGUUGAUUAAAUCAAAUUAAUUGAUUAAUUCACAUAUAUUUAACUAUUUUAAUAAGGGAAAUUAGCCAAGAAUCUAAUUUGCCCAGAAAUAAUUAAGAUUUAAUAAUUAGAACUAAAUAACCAAUAAAUUCAAUUAUAGCAAAAAUUUGAAGAAGGCUUUUAAUCUUGUGAAGAUAACAAUGAUAAAUGA
Paramecium sonneborni is the source of this 1116-nucleotide messenger RNA. NCBI's taxonomy places the organism in Eukaryota, Ciliophora, Oligohymenophorea, Peniculida, Parameciidae. The record is from the annotation of a GenBank genome assembly.